Molecule: messenger RNA, 996 nt
Organism: Gasterosteus aculeatus aculeatus (three-spined stickleback)
Lineage: Eukaryota; Metazoa; Chordata; Actinopteri; Perciformes; Gasterosteidae
Gene: il20
Product: interleukin 19 like
Source: RefSeq, a predicted model, not a curated record
UUUAUGUUUAAUUGACUAAAUUGAUCAUAAAUAUAUUGCUUUGUUGAUAAACUUACCAUACCUUAAAAGCAUAAUCAUUGCAGUAAUCCAUAGGAUCUGUUGCUAGAUACAAUUCUCAGUGAUUUAUCUGGCGAUAUUUUAACAAAGUCAAUGUUUCUGUUAGCUCUCCAACUAGACCACCAUGAUGAUGAAGAUGCUGCUCCUCCUGCUCACCAGUCUGAGUCCUCUCGCGGAGAGCCGAACCCUGAGCUUAGCCAGCUGUUCUGUCAAUGUUCACAUACAUGAACUGCGCCAAUAUUACAAUGACAUACGAUUAGAUGUGAUAGAGAGUGACACUGAUAUCGGAGUCAAACUUCUGGACAAAUCAUUGAUGACGAACAUUCAGGAUGGUCAGACGUGCUGUUUUGUGCGUCUUGUGCUACGUUUCUACAUCGAGAGGGUGUUCAGCAACUACGCCUCUUCUCAGCCGCAGCAUCAACGCUGCUCCAGCGCUCUGGCCAACGCUUUUUUCAGCAUCCGAAGAGACAUACGUGAAUGUCACUGCAACUGUGAAGAGGACACACAGAGAAAGAUUGACUCUGUGAUUGCUGAGUUCAACAAGCUGGACAUGAACCAAGCUGCAAAGAAGGCUGUUGGAGAACUGGACACUGUGCUGGAGUGGCUGCAGGGACUCAGCCAAAAUACACUCUCAUGAUUGCACACAAAUUCCACACGGCGAACCCAAGGUGCCUGCUGUUGAUAGUCAAGGGUGCCAACUCCUGACCUAACAUUACUUGAAAGCAGAGUGAGGGUUUAUUUAUUUCUCUUCUCUGCCACUGUAGCAAACAACUCAUUCUUGUACUUAAAUUAACUUAAUAUUAAUUGUUAUCCACUAACUGGAGGACUUUUGUUCUAUAUAUAUUCACAAUAUUGUAUUGAUAUUUAUCAGAAAAAUAAUAAUGUUCUUAAUUCGUAUGUAUGCUCCUACUCCAAUGUAAGAUUAUUUAACGGACUAUA